This is a messenger RNA of Doryrhamphus excisus (bluestripe pipefish), 6157 nucleotides long. Its product is annotated as zinc finger matrin-type protein 4. Lineage: Eukaryota; Metazoa; Chordata; Actinopteri; Syngnathiformes; Syngnathidae. Gene Ontology annotation, molecular function: zinc ion binding; nucleic acid binding. The record is from RefSeq and is a predicted model, not a curated record.
CUCAUCAUCACCAUCACCAUCAUCUGCCUCCUCCUCCUCCUCCUCCUCUUCCUCGUCCCUCUUUAGUGCCGGGAUAUCUUCCCAGUCUCUUUUCUCCCCCGUCCACGGAGCGUGUCCUAGCAGCGGAUUAUGUCCACGGUGCUGCGCUUCUUGCCUCCGCGCCACACGGCAGAGAGGAGCCGCUAGAGGACACGCGUCGCUACCGUGCAACAAGAGGCGUGUGUAGUGUGUGUGUGGAAGUGAUACCGAGGAGGAGGAGGAGAAGGAGGAGGACUGAGAAGGAACAAUAAAAGUAUUUUUGAGCGGUUAAUCCCGGGACAGAGUUGACGGAUUGUACGGUGCAGCUGCAGGGGUUGAAGACAUUCGGCUGGCGAAUGGUUGUCGGUUUUGAAGAGACGAGUCACCUCUGCAAGUCUCCGAUGAAGAUGAAGUCUGCGGGCAUCGUGGAUGGAGGCUUGUUCACAGAGAGUUAUUGCAACAUCUGCAAUGCCCAGCUCAUCUCUGAGUCCCAGCGCACGGCACACUAUGAGAGUAAGAAACACGCCAACAAGGUGCGUCUGUUUUACAUGCUUCACCCGGAAGAUGGAGGACCACCUUCAAAAAGACUAAGGCCAGAUAACCCGGACUGUGCAGAGACAGAGGUGGACAAGAACAAGUGCUGUACCCUGUGUAACAUGUUCUUCACCUCAGCCAUCGUGGCCCAGUCCCACUACCAGGGCAAAACCCACGCCAAGAGAGUCCGCCUGGUGCUGGGCGAGCAACCGAGCAUCCCCACAGCCUUGACCAUGCAGCCUACAAACGCAGAUUCCUCCCCUUCAACCCCGCUGCCCACAGACCCCACGGCGUGCCCUCCUCCUCUCUCGCCCCUGCCCUGGCCCAUGGCGGUGGUCAGCGGGAACGGCGGGAGAGAAGCCGGUAAAUACUGCUGCCUCUGCGGCGCCUGGUUCAAUAACCCCCUGAUGGCCCAGCAGCACUACGAGGGCAAGAAGCACCGCAGGAACGCGGCCCGAGCACGCCUGGUGGAGCAGCUUGCGGGGAGCUUGGAUGCCACGGAGAGCACAGGGCUGCGGAGUAGUUAUUCCUGCAGCGUCUGCAGCGUGGUCCUCAACUCCAUCGAGCAGUACCAUGCACACCUCCAGGGCUCGAAACAUCAGAACAACCUAAAGCAACACCAGCAAUGAGCUACAAACAGAGGUCCCUUCAGAAAGAGAUGGAGUUAGCCGAGACUUCACAAAUCCUGCCAUAUGUCACAAACUGAAGAGUGUAUGUGUAGAUGUUUGUCUGUGCAGGACAUGCAUCCGAUGUGUGUGUUAUUAUAAAGAUAAUAAUUUAUUUAUGUGGCUGAAAACUAUAUCUUUUGAGAUUGAUUCAGCACCAAAGUUUAUGACAAACAUUUGACAGCCAUUAGAGAUGAUUUGGUAUGAACUGCCGAAACCCAGUCCUAUAUGUUAGGUGUCAGUGUGAUGAACCAAAUGUUUCUGGUGAAGCCCAUUGGUAUUCAUACCUUGGCAAAAUUUGAAGAUUUAUUAGGCAGACUAUGGCCUAUUAUUAGUCAAAAAAUAUUGAAAGACAAGUUUUAUGCAGUAUUGUGGUAACCUUUCACACUACAUGGAGAUUGGUUAUUGAUCCAGCAGAGCCGAGCCGACCUGCCGUGGUUGUGAUCGAGUGAAAAGAGGAUCCUCCUCUAAUUCUGUCUGUAAGUGGUUCGUUCCUCCACCACUCUGUUGGAAACACUUUCUAAAGUUUAGAGUAAGUAAAUUAAAGCGGCUCAGUGGUGGCGGCCAUCUUUAAUGUCCCUGCAGUGAUCCCGUAGCCUAAUGUAAACAACAAUCGGAGUGUAUAAGUGACUAUUAAGUGACUGUUAUUUUAUGUCGACAGGGCUCUAAUAAUGUUAAAAACUGUAUUUAGAAAGUUAUUAACAGGAAGGGAUGGGUAAUAUGGACCAAAGGUCAUAUGCCAAUAUAUUUAGGUAGAAUAUCGAUAUUACGAUAUAUAUUGAUAUUUGUCCAUAACUGAGUUCAGACAAAAGUCAAAGCCAAAUUUGUGUGCAAAGUUUGAUUAAAAUGUAAGCAAUAUUGAAGUAAAAUAGCCACUGAAAUAAAAUAGUAUAUUCUCUUUUUUUAAAUAAAUAUAUAAAAAGUUAAAUAUACUGUUCAAUUUGUUCAAAGCAGCCGCGUUAGCGCCGUUAGCAUUUCCAUCUCUCAUUCCCCAUGACAGACAGUAAACAUAGUUAUGCCGUCUUUGAAGACCUUUAUACCGUCUUUUUCGUUGUUCACUCCCACUAUGCAGCCUCCCCACCUCCAUAUUUCCGCAGGGAUCUGCUCAUUUGACGUUGCGAAUGGAUAAGGGAAAGCACUAUUAACACUAAAAACACUGCCGGAGACGGAGCUGUCAUAACUAGCUUGCAUUCGGGCGGCGCCAUCUUGACACACAAAACCUCCUUGAAAUGAUGAAAUCUAGUCAAUAUUGAUAUGAACGACACGCUUGUUUUGGAUAUUGUGCUUAACGCCCAGCCCUAUAAACAAGUUUUUUACGCUCUAAACUACAAAAAUAUUCAGUUUAUUAUUGUUGACUCAUAAUUGUCGGAAAUUCAUUUGACAUGGUUGGUUCCGAGAACCAAUUAACUGUGAUAAACGAGAGGUUACUGUAUUUGGAGUUUAAAACUAAAUAGAAAGAAUGAUGGAACAAACACUGACCAGGGUAUAAUGGUCAAAGAACAAACAGUAAACAUAGUUAUGCCAUCUUUGAAGACCUUUAUACCGUCUUUUUCGCUGUUCACUCCCGCUAUGCAGCCUCUCCACCUCCCAUAUUUCCACAGGGAUAUCCGAUCAUUUGAUGUAGCGAAGGGAUGCUAAUUUGAACGAUACGUUUGUUUUGGAUACCUAUGAACAGGUUUUGUACGCUCUAAACUACGAAAAUAUUCAGUUUAUUAUUGUUGACUCAUAUGUGUUGAAAAUUAAUUUGACGUGGUUGGUUCCGAGAACCAAUUAACUGCGAUAAACGAGAGGUUACUAUAUUUGGAGUUUAAAACAAAAUAAAAAGAAAAAUGGAACAAACAUUGACCAGGGUAUGAAUAAUUUUGGGCUACCUGUUUAUGACUGUGUGCUCAUUUCCACACCAUGUGAGAACAACUUUAUUACUCCAGGACAAGAAAUCGCCCUACGACUUCAGAGUGCAUGAAUUCCCGCAACGUCCUGUGGAACAAAGGUUCCACAACCAUUUUCUGGUUUGAAUGUCUGAAUCCCCCAGGAUUGAAUGCAACCCAAGUGAUUGAAGCGUCGUCACGAAACCCAUUUUUUGAGAUGAUUCUACACAAUCCAGUGCUGCUAUGGCAUGAAUUUGUGACAGCAGACAAAAGCAGCACAAAGACCUUUAAACUCACGCUUGGAUGUGUGACGCUUUUUUUUUGUGUUGGAACUGUUGAAAACAUUCCUUACAGAACUGAAUAUUGAUGUCAGAAGCACUCCAGAGGCAACAAAAAAAACACCCCUGGUCUGUUUAAAAAGGGCAACGUGUAGAUAACUUAUUUUUUUGUUGCUAGAGCCAGAGGAAAAACAUCACUUGCAAAACUAUGUAGCAGUCAGUGUGCAAUGAUACUGUAACUAAAUGCAUGUAAACCGUGGCAUUCAAUUGUUUUUUUGUUUUUUAAAUUGAUUGCUUGCACAUUUUGGCAAUAACGUUAGCUUCGUAACGCAUUAAUGCUCAAACGUCAACAACUUUUACUACACUUCUUUUGAUACCCAGUGAACAUUGUGUAAGUCCUCUUAUCACAGUGUCUGUAAAGUGAAUUUCAACAACGGUCCGUAGCACUUUAAGAUGAGAAAACACAGCUUACUUACGUGCUAUUGCUAAGAUCUCACUGAUCUGUCAUUUAUUCUGAAGUUAAGGACUGAAAAACAAUAAGCUAUUGUGUCCUUUCUUUUUCGGAUGAUAUCUGUUUCAACACUAAUAGAUCAAACAAUGUUUUUUAUUUGUGCAUUGUGUGAGAGAAGAGUGGACUUCAAAUGACCUACUGUAAUUAGAAAUAGUUUGUUUAUGUAAGCAAGCGGUAGCUGCAAGUUGUCUAUUGAGGAUUACAAGAGUUUUGUAUUCACAUUGUUUAUCUGCACUAAGCCACAGGGUGAUGAGGGAAAUGUGUUCAUAUUAUUGAAUAUUAAUAAUAAAUAUACAGACAAUGAUAUGUCUUUUCAGUGUGUGAUGCCAUUAGAGAUGAACAUGGAGGAUCAUCGUUGGUUAUGUUCUCCAGAAAGAAAAACUAACAUCAGUAGUGCUGUGUUGAAUUGUUGCACUUCCUGUAUGGAUGGCAAGGAUUUAUUCAUACGGGAUGUGUGUUUGUGAAUAUGAAGCUGUCAGCAAUGAAAAGUAUAUUUGAAAACAGGCAACUAACUAUAUACAGUAUUUUUUAUUGUAUUACCUUUUUUACUUUCCUGCUUUCUGUUUGCACCUCCAUGUACAGUAAAUACAGUAUUGGAAAAGUAAGGUCAAUUUCUUUAUUUUUGCUAUAGAAAAAUUUGUGUUUGACAUCAAAAGAUGAAUAUGAGACCAUAUUUUAUUUGCAGGUAUUUUCAUCUGGACCGGAUGCACGGCUUAGAAGAUAGCACAAAAAAAGAACAUAUAUUUUACAUAACAUGUUUAGAAAUCGUAACUCGCUUUUAAAGUAGUUUUUACUCACCGCUGAUACUACAAGUCCCAGAAUGCAGUGCGUUUUGUGCCGUCAGUUAGCUUUACCCAGCUCUCUUUCGCUGUCACGAAGCUCUUAGAACUCAGGUUUGAGUUUUGUGACACAAAUAAGUGGUCCAAAAUGUAUAUACAAGUAUUUAAAUAUAUAUAUAUAUUGAUAAACAUAUAUAUUUAGAGUCAUAUAUAUGUAAUAUUCUAUGAAUAGUAUGCUCGUUACUUAGCUUACAUUAGCUAGAAUGUAACUUCCUGUUCCUGUGACUACGGCAGCCUUUGGUGGUCAAAAAGGCAUCAACGGUGUCCUGUGACUAAAGCACUGUAUUGUACUAAGUGACAAAUUUACUUAUUUUAUGAUGAAAGCGUUGGUGUUUUAUCAGUAUAAUUUCUGCAAUUUUCUGUAUUAGUAGGAAGGAAAAAAAGAAAAUGAAAAAAAAGAAGAUAGCACCAUUUUUUUAAUGUGAGCUAAAGUAUGACAGGUGUGUUCUAUUGCAUUGUUUAUUCUAAAUAAAUAAAUAGCACUAUUAGUUAAAUAGCACGAUAAAUACCACUGAAUGUUUACUCUGUUUCAGAUUGACCAGGAUUGGUUGUAACUGUGUGGACUGCAUUUCUGUGUGUGGAUGAAAAGCAAGCAAUUAUGAAUCUGAGAGAAGAUGGAUAUUCGGUCAGAACCAUUGCUCAAAAAUUGGUCAGAGACACUAUAACUUUUUGCCGCGUCCUCAAGAAGAAGGAAACUACUGUUGGAACAGAUAGAUCAAGGGAACUAUCUGAUGCUGAUGACAUAAACUUUUAAAGAAAGACCCUAAAACAACUGGUAGUGUCUCCAAAAACAGCCUGCAGAGAACAAAUGUGAAGGUACCACUAUCUACUAGUACAUUGGCUGCACCAGUACAUGCAAACUAUUCCAUUUCCCAACAGAAUUUGAAGUCCAGGCUGGCAUUUGCCCAAAAAAAAGUAUAGAAAUCAGACUAAAACAAGUCUGAGAUAAAACUUUUAAGGAUUGAUUAAUUUUUGAGGCUCAGCUGUACUUUUUGACCUACCUCCUUCAACACUUGAGGAGGGCACGCUGUGUGAAACUUCAUCUGUCUGUCAUCUUCAGUUAACACACAUGCACAACCUCAUGUUUUGUCUGCUAAAAUCUGUGGAAUAUCACAUAGAACACAUAGUAUCUACAAAAAGAGUAUAUCCUUCAGAUUUCAGCAAUUACUGUAUAUCUACUCAAGAUAUUCCAACAAUAAUAGAUACAUACACAAAAAUGACCUGAAUAUUCCUUGGAUCUCUGCGAGCGACAUUAGACUUGCACAUUUGUAGUAUCACACCUGAGAAUUUCAAUUCUGUCAUAUUUUGUAUAGGAUUGGUUUCAUACUGACGGCAAUGAGGAUUCCAGCUCUGGUCUCAUACAAUUAACUAUCUGUAUCCCCGAGUUUAUCGCUUCAUUUUCCAUUUCUUUUCUUGUUUACCAUUUACAUUAUUCAUUAAUUAU